Aphidius gifuensis is the source of this 1924-nucleotide messenger RNA. RefSeq names its product anosmin-1 (gene Kal1). The coding region runs from base 425 to 1924 and encodes 499 amino acids. Gene Ontology annotation, molecular function: peptidase inhibitor activity; protein binding. The record is from RefSeq and is a predicted model, not a curated record. The transcript has 8 exons. Gene Ontology annotation, cellular component: cell surface; extracellular region. Gene Ontology annotation, biological process: neuron differentiation. NCBI's taxonomy places the organism in Eukaryota, Metazoa, Arthropoda, Insecta, Hymenoptera, Braconidae.
UAUGGAUUGUUGUGUACUUUCAUGAUGAGAGCAAGAGGUAAAAGAGAAAAGAGGAUUGAGGGAAGAGGAUGAUGAUGGUGGUGGUUAAGUCCGGGUGGUGGAAACGAGGUGGUGUGGGAUGUUUGGCAGUAGUAGGAGACGCUGGAGGCAAGGAUCGACCGGUCAGAAAAGUGAACUCGAUCCCAGUUUCAAACGCAUCGAGUUGAUAGGCGCCAGUCUGACUACGCGAGUUGCCUCUUAACAAUUAUUUAUAUAUUAGAUUUGACUAAAAAAAAGGGUUCAUAUUGAUCGAUAGAUCAGUUUACAAAAUUUUCAUAUUAUUUUUAAAUUUUAAUUAUAUAUUUAUUUAAAAAUUUUACACGGUUUUAUUCACACCGGAUAUUACACCCCCGCAACCUUUUAUUUCCCUCAUUUUAUUUGCCUGAUGAUCACGCCAAUAAACACACGAUGGUGGCCAUGGUGGUUGUUAUUUCCCGGUUGCCUGGCAUCUUGGUCAAAAUACACCGAGGAAUAUGAUUCAAUGAGGGUCGCUAGAUGUGACUCAAAAUGCGAUGGAUACUCACCAAUCGAUGAGUGCAUGGAGAAUUGUUUAAUAACCAACUAUACAAAACCAGGUUAUUGUCCUGAGGAAAAUUCAAUGUCACCAUUUGAAGCUGCAUGUCUUGUUGCUUGUUCAAGUGAUUCACAAUGUUCUGAUUUAUCAAAAUGUUGUAUAAAUGAUUGUGGUAUAACUUGCAUGAAACCAACUGGUCUGGAUGAACGUACUGAUUUACCACCGAUACCAGAUAACAUUGAAAUACGUCGUGAAAAAAGUAACAUGAUUAGUCUUAGUUGGGGUAUUAAAACAAGCAAAGAUAUGAUUAUUAAAAGUACAAAGGCUAAAAAAGAUUGGAUGUAUGAUGAGCAAUCAAGUAUCAGAUAUCUUGUUGAAGAACGUCACGUAUUGGGACCACGUUACUUAGAAUCACGUUUAAGUUCCUGGUUUGUGCGUCAUCUUUCAAGUAAACCACAUACAUCAAUACGUUCAGGUCUUAAAACUGGUCAUUGGUAUCAAUUUCGUGUUGCUGCGGUUAAUGAAUAUGGCUCAAAAGGAUAUUCACCACCUUCAAUACCAUUUAAAACCGCAGAACCAAAAAGUCCACGUGAGCCACGAAACCUGUCGCUCAGCGGGGCACGUGUUCAUUCAGAUGAUGGUAAAUUAAGAAUAUUACUCAAAUGGAAACAACCACCUUCUGAUGUACCAAUUAUGUUUUACAAGCUAUACUGGAGUCGUUUAAUUCGUGGUCCUACUAAUGAUUCAAUUCUCGUUAAUCACAGAAGUGUGCCAAAAGAUAAAAAUUGCUAUGAAAUAAAAAAUUUAGAAAUUGGCUGUCAAUAUUUUUUGCAAGUUCAAGCAGUGUCAUUGUAUGGUGGUCGUAAAUUGGCAUCAAAAAAAGCAUCAAAAGUCUUUAACAGCACGGAUUACGCGAAAUAUGUGGAUGUCACGGGUCAAACGGGAAGAUGUGAUAAACAUGAUGCUGGAUUACGAGUGAAGCGUUUAAUUUGCCAAUGUGAAAGUGAAAUUGAGGCACGUUUAGCAUGGCCAGUUGAUAAUUUAGCUGGAAGUUAUAAUAUUAGCUGGCGACAAGAUAAAUCAUCAACUCUGCAAAAUCUUGUUGCCAAAACAUAUAUCACUCAAAAAACACAUUAUAAUAUCAAAGGCCUGAGAAAAAAUUGUACAUAUGUUGUUAAUGUUCAAAGUAUUGCUAAUGAUAUACAACAAAUAAAAUCUAAAAAUUGGCCUCAUUAUCGUACAUUGGAAAUUGAAUUUAUAACUAAAAAUUGUCAACAACGUCAAAAUAAUAAUAAUCAAAAUGAAAUUGAAACGUUCAAAUGUAAAAGAAGAAAAGCUAGAAUUAAGAAAAUUAAUAAUGAUUUUGUUUGA